UGUCUGCUGGGUAUAGGGAAGAGGGGCAGACAUUGCAAAAAAAAAAAGAAAAAAACAAGAAAAACAAGUAGGAGGCGGAGGAGAGAGAUGGAGACCGGAGGGCGGGAGGCAGGAAAACAGAGCACUGCUGUCUAAACCAGGCCAACAAUCUUCAGCCUUCUCCUUCUUGCCUCUCCUCAGAUCCAGGACAAUGUUCCAGGCUGAUUCCUCCGCAGCCUCAUGGUUGCCGCAGGGACAGACCGACAGUCAAAGACCCUUCAAGAGCAAAGUCGACCAGACCUGCAAGACUUCUGUGGACAGGAGAGGCGCCUGAGGCUGCAGACAGAGAUGGACCCUUCCGGGACGCUCUGGCAGUUUCUCCUGCAGUUGUUGGAGGAGCAGAGUCAUCGGCACCUCAUCUCCUGGACGUCCAACGACGGGGAGUUCAAGCUUCUGGACGCUGAGGAGGUGGCGCGGCUGUGGGGCCUGCGUAAAAACAAGACCAACAUGAACUACGACAAGCUCAGCCGAGCUCUGAGAUAUUACUACGACAAGAACAUUAUUAAGAAAGUCAGCGGCCAAAAGUUUGUGUACAAAUUCGUGUGUUACCCGGAUCCCGGCAGCGGAGAACCUUCCAAGGAAGACGCCAAAUGUAGGGAGUCUGUGAAUGAACUCCCCCAGACCCCGAAACCUGGAGACAACUCUGCCUUUGUCCCCAAGAUGGUGAGGAGCAGCUCCAAGACUAGCCGCAAUGAGUACAUGCGCUCUGGCCUCUACUCCACCUUCACCAUCCAGUCGCUGCAAGCUCCACCCAGUGCGCAGCAGACCAAGGCUAACAAACCGGACAUCUUGCCUCCAGCCGAAGCUCCUCCCCUACCCGAGGCCAAAGGUCAAAGCAUCAGCAUCCCUUCGUAUGAGGCCGUGGAGCAGGACGAUGGAGAUCUCUCCUUGGAAGUCAACAUCCAUAGCUCCAAGGAACUGCAGCUCCAUGUCACAGUUGAUCCACCAACUCCUAUCAUCAAGGUGGAGGACCCUCUAGAAGAGACCUCAACAGAUGUCGAGGACUUCUCCGAAUCCCAGGUCUUUCUUACGUCUUUACCAGAUUUGAAGACCCCGACUUCUGACCAGCCGCUUGCCCAGGAGAUUUUGGUAGUCAUCAACUCACCAGAGAAGGAGGAAGAAGUGAAGGGGAGGACGGAUUUUCAAGAGGAGGUGAAGAAGGAGGACACAACUCCACCGGUGUCAUCUCCUGAAGGAGGACAGCCCAUGAAAGGGAAAAAGCCAAAGGACUUGGAAAUACCGUUCUCUUCUGUGAUAGCACCAGAGAAGAUGAACGCUGCUGUGAAUUCCUUGCUGGCUCCUGGGAGUGCAUCUUCUGUCAUAACUUCUCAUUCACUGACGCCUCUACUGCUCACGCCAAGCUCUCUCCCUCCUUCUAUCCACUUCUGGAGCACGCUCAGCCCCAUAGCUCCUCGAAGUCCAGCAAAGUUGUCCUUCCAGUUCCCAACAAAUGGAAGCAACCAGAUCCACAUCCCAACCCUCAGUGUUGAUGGACUAUCCACCCCUGUUGUCCUUUCACCAGGACCUCAGAAGCCAUAAGGAACCCACAGAGCUGUGACCUCCAAGUUCACCAUAAGGACAUAAUACCUUGUCUGUUCACUGAACCAUCUUUGGGCGGCUCUUACCUGUUGACCGAGAUGUGUAUUUCUUGUGUUGUGAUAUCUACAUAGACGCAGCCUGCUUUUUGCCUAUGGCAGUUCUUUCGCCUGUAAAAAAGAAGACCCACCAUGGUAAUCCAGAUGAUAACCAGCCCAGCGCGUGGCCCGCCACACAGAAGAUGUCCCUGCAUCCAUGGUGGUUGAUUGCCAAGUAAUGUGCGGUUUUCUAGAGGAUAGUUGCUGCAUUCUCUUUAUGAAGACAAGCCUCCUUAUAUUCCUCAAGAGGGUGCCACCACCAAGUCCAAGGUCAUCAUCCAUGGUUGAAAGUUACCUCUGAUAAUGGCCAUGAUUCUCAAGGGGAAAUAAUGUUACCAUUUCCACCAACUCCUUAUUAUAUCAACACAUGGCACUAGAUGUGGCCUUGUCAACUUGGUGUGAUUGACAUAGAUAUGUUCUCCAUGAACUUGGAGCCUCCAACUUGGCUACAUUUUCAGAUGUAUGAUCAUCACAUUAUACAAGUGAAGAACUUAAAAAAAAAAAUUAGGUCUAGAAAGUAAUUUUCAUACUUGGAGAUGGAGGUCAUUAUGAUGUAGACCAAACAUCUGAAAGAAGUAAGAUGGAAAUGGUGAACAUCUCCAGGACAUCCAGCUGGCCAGGAUGAUGGACAGUUCUUGAGGAUACAAUGAGGUCAUGCUGGAUUAAAGGUGGCUGCCACUUGAAGAACAGAAGACUUCUAGCCCUUUGAGGAAAUAUGGUUUCCAGGUAGAUAAGAGAAUGUCCUUGGAAUUAUAAGAAUAUGGGUCCACUUUCUCCAGGAUGUCUGGGAACCUUUUUGAUAGCACUUAGCACAGGCGGUCUGUUGGCGCUUUCUUGUGCGUUAUUGCUAAAAUCGCACAGACGUCGCAGAUCUCUAUAUUUCGGGAGUGUGAAAAUCUUUCUUAUAUUGUUACCGAGAUUCUGGAACACAGUCUCUCACACCUUUACCGAGUUGUCUCCUCACCUCCUUCUUGAGAAGCAGAAAGUUCAGCCACUGAUGAAGAUAAGACUAUAUUUAGACUUUAUGUUGCUACCCUUUUUUCGGGUUACUUUUCUUGUUUCCUCUUUAAUGUUUUGUUUUUCCGGAUCCUGCUUUUAUAGUGUCCCUCCACCUUCUUUCAGGUUACGUGGAUAACUGAUGCAUGUUCUGAAUAGGAGUAGACUAGAACAGUGGUGGGCAACCAUCCAAUCAGAAAACCAAAAGGGGUCAAGAAUCUGAUUUUUUAUUUAUUUCUGAUUUAAGGAUGGGGGGCUCUGAUUGUCAGAGGUGAAAUACUUAUUGCACCUCAUUUUUUGCCCCCCUUCUUUUCGAUGGCUGAUUGGGGUAGGUCAUCUUUGUUCUAGAAUGUGGCUUUUAGAUAUUCUUUAUUUCUUAAGGCAAAUGAAAUUGAUUUAAUUAUUUCUUGUUGAGUAGAAAGCAGCUACACCACUUCCCACUUAUCAUGGAGGCCAUAAUUACUUCUCCAAUUUCACAUAACCACCAUCCUAAAAUAUUAUCUGACCCUUAUGUUGUUUCAUGGAGACAUCACCUUUUUUCAUCUUAUCGUCCACCCCAUAUCUGAUGAAGUGCUCUAGAUUACGGUAUCUUAUUCUUUACUAACCUCUGUCUGUCUCUACAGAUUCUAUAAAUAUCACCAAUCUCUUCAGUUCUUCUACCCAUGAUAUAUCCAUCACCGGCUAGAUCUA
Molecule: messenger RNA, 3359 nt
Organism: Bufo bufo (common toad)
Lineage: Eukaryota; Metazoa; Chordata; Amphibia; Anura; Bufonidae
Product: ETS domain-containing protein Elk-1-like
Exons: 6
Coding region: 220-1578 (452 amino acids)
Biological process (GO): cell differentiation; regulation of transcription by RNA polymerase II
Cellular component (GO): nucleus
Molecular function (GO): DNA-binding transcription factor activity, RNA polymerase II-specific; sequence-specific DNA binding
Source: RefSeq, a predicted model, not a curated record